GCAAAAUUAAAAAUAGUGUUUUUGAUAGUGGCAUCUUGUUAAAUGUCCUUAAGCAAUUUUUCGUCUGUUCGAAUUUGGCAAUAGUAAACAUUUUAAAAGAUUAAUGAUGUCUGUUGGUGCAAGAUCUUGGCAGGCUGUGAAACCACAUAUUCCACUAAUUAAAUUUAGAAAAGGGGGAAAAGAUACUGGAGAAGCUGGGAAUCAUAAACAGUCCUCACAAGCUCAGGGCUUAAACCUUUCAUCUUCUAAAGCAUCCAGUCAUACAGGAACUAUUAUAGAUGAUACAGAAUUGCCUAGUAGAUAUUUUAGAAAACCUUUAUCGCAAGUUGAAAUAGAAACUAUAGAACGAGGAGGACCAGAAUAAGCUUCAUCAAUUUCUUGUACAUAUUUAUUACCUGAAGAUCUUUAUAACCUAAUAGAAGAAAAAAUAGCAUUUGUACUGGAAAUAGUUAAAAGUGAAGCAUUUGUUACUGCUUGCGGAAAUGAAUCCUUUUAGCUGUGAUGUUUCAGAAUUGUUCUUGAAACCUAGUGUUGUAUUGUAAAUAAUGAUUAAAAAACCUUUAUUUAUUUA
Molecule: messenger RNA, 571 nt
Organism: Uloborus diversus
Lineage: Eukaryota; Metazoa; Arthropoda; Arachnida; Araneae; Uloboridae
Product: alpha-ketoglutarate dehydrogenase component 4-like
Exons: 4
Coding region: 104-364 (86 amino acids)
Biological process (GO): 2-oxoglutarate metabolic process
Source: RefSeq, a predicted model, not a curated record